UCUCCACUCAAUUGAAAUUUUUCUUCCAUUAAUUUAUAUCCCACUUUUCGGUACCUUUUCCUCCAUUUAUUCCAUUUCAGAUUUUUUAAUCGCCACCUUCACUCAUCUUUUAUUCAUCAUAUUUUAUUAUCAAUCACAUGCUGUUCAACAUUUUUUUCUUCACUGCCGACACUUUGGUGUCUUCCUACUCCACCAUUUCCACAAUGCAUCAAUCAUGACAAUAGAAAAACAUGACCCACAAGCUACAGAAGAUCUAUUUUUAUCUAUAUUUUUAUAUGUACCAAUUGAGGUCUCCCACCUUUAACAAUUUGUCAGUAAAAGUUUGCCAACAGUUUUGAUCUUCUGCCGAUUUAAGGAGAGGAGAGUCUGGAAUCGAAGGGGAUUCUCCUUCCAGAGGGAGAAAAAGGAAAAGAACGAGAGGGUGAGAUCUGGACCGAAAAAGAAACAAUACAGAGAAGAUAGCAACAGGUAGGAAUCCAUGAACAUGCAUACUAGGAAGCUUAAACCAGCAAAAGAGAGAAAAUGAGGCAAGUAGAAGUACAUGUUGCAGCCAAACCGUGAAGCCUUCACUUUGGUGCACAUUUUCAACACUUUCCAUGUGCAAAAUAAUCAACCCUGCACAUGUGGAGCACAUUCCAGCCGUGGCCCAUAUUUUCCACGUGAAACACAUUCAAACCAUGCAUCUCCUUCAUCUAAAGCACAUUUCCCAUGUGAAACAUCUUCAGCUGGUAGUCUAUGCACGUUUGAAUAACUUCUUUAGCACAUUUCAGAGGCUUCUCUUACUCUAUAAAAGAGAGCUUCUCAUUCUUGUAAAGGCAACUUGAAUUGAUAUAGUGAAAUGUUGUUGGAUUGUUUCCAGCCACUACUUCUUCAAGUUCUUUGCAUUGUGCCACUUUAGCACACUUAUCCUCUAGCUUCCUUCCCUCUUGGAAGGCCGUCUGAGCUAGAACCUCUGCCUACACACUCCAAAACCGCACCAGACAAUUCAUCAAACACCUUCCGUGCGCCUCCAACUACAUCUCCGUUUUCCAAUUCUGCUGCCACCUCUGGUCUGAGAAGUUGCUCAUUCUUGAAGAGUGAAGCUGCUUCCAUCAUUUGGUAUCAAGAGCCAGCACGUCCACGCUGUGCUUCAAUGAGCUAAGUUGCUCUUUUGUUCAAUUUUCGUUUCUGUCAUGUGCUGUCAAACUCUGUCACUGUUUUAGAAAUUUUUUUUUAUUCUGUUUUGGUUUAAUUCGUGUCUGUGAGUGUUGUAAUCAUGCAUUUGCUUUUCCUUAGUGUUUGUUGAUCAUUUUAAACGGUGAAAAUUGUUUGUAUGAGUUCAUUCCAGCUUUCAAAUUCAUUCUCCAGUUUUGUCCAAGUCUUGUGCAAUGUGCUGCAGUGUUCUUGCUGUCAUGAAGUAUUGAUUCUGUUCCAGCACUAUUUUUUUUGUUUUAAUUUGUGUUUAGAUGCAUGAUUAGCACUAUAUCAAUCCUACAAGGCAAUGAGACAAUGUCUAGCCUGGAUGACAUGAGCUAAAGCAUCCAAAAAUCAAAACAAAACCUGAUACUGUUUCACAAAAAUCUGCAUCAAAAGUCAAUUCUGGUUUGAUCUUGAGCAAUCUGUUUCAGUCCAGAAUUUUUGUUUCUAAAGCAUGAGACAAGUUUCUUUGUUGUUAUUAAGCAUGUCUAAAGUUGUAGCAACUCAUAUUAAGUACUGAAUUACAAAAUGCAUUGCCUAGUUGCUUACAAUCCAAUAACAUGUGUUGUCCAGAAUUUCCAAUCCAAAGCUAUCACCGUGCUUGUCUUCCUCGAUUGGUAUUAGGUGUUUUCAUAUCUCUAGCUGAUAUUCUACAGUUAGAUCUAGAUAGUAGGACUGUCCUAGAGUCUUUGCACCUGCUGUUUUCAUUUUAUUCCAUUCAGUUCUAAAUUCUGGUGCUAAGUUUUUACUUCAAAAUGCUGCAUAAUUUGCAACUCAACCUGUGAUUUGGAGCAUUUGGCUGUUUCAGUGCAGUUUCAACAUUGGUGCAGGUGUAUUUUAACUUUUGAAACUUGUAGUUACUGUUCAAUUGGUCAAUUUUACACCAGCACUGCAAAAUCAGUUUCCAACCAUUGAAUUUGCUUAAUUUUUGUUAGUGGACCAGUGACUUUCGGGUGUGGUCUUUUUCCUUGCUGUUUGAUAGUUUGAACACCUUCAAUUUAAGCAUAUAAAGUUGUUUGAACCAUUAGUUCUGCCAUAAAACCAUUGCAACUCAAUUUUGCAUCUCAAAGCACCAUUUUCACAUCACUUUUCUGGUGCAGUAUGCAAAUUAUGUGCUGUUGAUUUUGUCCAACCUUUAAAUCUUCAUUUCUGGAUUGGAAAAAGCUGGUUUCAAGUUUCCAAAUGCAAUGAUAUGCUUAAAAGAGUGUACUACAUCCAUAAAAAGCAAGAGAAAACCAAGUAAUCCAGUUUUGACGCCAAAACCCGAAAAUCACAAAAUCUGAAAUUCAUUGGGGACUUUCAUCAAACAGUUUGCAAAAUUAUCAAACAGUUUCACUACACUUGAUUUUGAUCUUUGUUUUUGCUUUUUCUUGCUUGUUUAAUCUGUUCUAGUGCCUCUCCUAGGUUCCUUUAGUGUCCCUCCUGUGAUUCUAAGCUUAAAUUCACUUGAAUUCAACUUGUUUGCCUUCUAAUUUGUGCCCAAAAUCUGUUCUGCGAAAAUUCAUUUCUGGUGCAGCAGCUGGUUUUUGUUGACUGGUUUGGUGUUUGUUUUGGGUGCUGUGACGAAUUGGUGCAGCUGGUUUUACCUCAGAUUCCUUGCUCCAAGGGGGUAGCAUCUUAGGAAGUGGAUGAGGUGUUAAAAAGGCCACAAGCUUGGACUUCAAGUGCACUUCUUUCUUGCUGUUCCAGCACCAAUUUCAGCAGCAGUUUCAGCAACCAUACCACCUUUUUGCUCAUGAUUUUGGACCAGCACUUUGUGAAACAACAGCCACACUUGGCUUUGCUACUUUUGUAAACAUUUUAUUUGUAAUUUUGGCUUGGUAUCACAGAACCUUUGUAGUGUCAUUCAAUUUUAUUUCUCAUUUGCAACUUAAAGUGACUUGGAAAAAUGCUUUUCAAGCAAUUCCAAGAGCACCAUUGAACAUUGUAAUAGUUUAGUUUCCACUUCUUAGUGUGAAAGUGUGUCAAGUGGCUCCAAGUGUCAUUUGCACUUUCACUUAGGGUCGUGUCUCAUUCAUUUUCAUUUGCUUUACUUUACUUUACUUUGCUUAUUGAUUUUUAUGUUUUAAGUCUCCGUGGUACUUAGGAGCGCGUUUCAUAUAGAUAAACCUUCAUUUGGUUUCUAGGUGCAUUUCAUAUUGCAUUUAAAACGCUUUUGAAAGAUUUCUACCUAGAAACUAAGGUAAGAAACAACCAAAGACACUCUGGCUAGGAAGGACAAGGUUCUUAAGCUUGUCCAUUGAGACUCACCUCUCCUUCCUGGGAGCUAUUUGGUUAAUUUUACCUCUAGAACCUUUCUAGAAAUCCUUCACAAAAAUUUAAAGAGUUUUGAUGUCUUGUUAUGAUUCCUAUAGGUCUUCUUCUUCAUAUAGGUCCUCUCGGUCUUCUAGUUUUGAUCAAUCCAUUACUUUCAAAGAAAUUAAAAGAAAACUUGAUGAAGCUAGAAGAAGGACUUGUUCCUAUCAUGAAUUUGAUCGGAUGGAGGAUGAAUUGUAUAAACAAGCUAGGGCAAAAAUUCCAUACUUUGGUGUGGAUAUUGGUACUUUAACAUACCUAGCUUGGGAAAAGGACAUUAAUGACAUGCAUCCAUUUAUUGCUAGAAAAAGUAAACCUGAGUCCUAUUUUCAUUCUAGCAAUAGUGAAUCUUAUGUCCUUAGUCUCUACACAUCUAGAUUUGAAAUGCAAGUAAGAGAGUGGUGGGAUGAGAGACAAUAUCAUGUUAGGAUAGGUAGAAAAUCUCUCAUUCAUGAUUGGUCUGAAUUAAAAGCUUGCAUGAGAAAAGAGUUUGUGCCUUCACAUAUUAAGAGAAACCUCCAAUUAUUAAGAGCUUACAUUAAAGAUGGAAAAACAUUUCUUGAAAGCUUAAAUGACAAUGGUUUCCUUAUUAGAGAACUAGAAUUUAAGAUUAACCUUAAGGAGCUGCAAACUAAGCAAAUAGAAUUAAAACUAAAAAGAGAUGUUGAGAGUCAAAAAGAGGAACAAAGGCAAGAAGAAAAGAAAAGAGAGAAAGAAGAUAAGAGAGAGAGAGAAGAAAGAGAGAGAAAAGAAGAAAAGAUAAGAGAAGAAAAAGAUAAAAGAGAGAGAAGAGAAGAAGAAAAGAAAAGAGAGAAAGAAGAGAAGAAAGAGGAGGAAAGUAAAAAGAAUGAGCUCUUGCUAAUGCUGGCAACUCCUACUCUUACCAUCAACAUGGAACCUAAAAGGGAAGGGUUCUCAUUAUUUACUUCUUUUCCAUUUAUUGUGCACUCUUCCAUUAUUCAUUUUUCUUUUAAAUCAAUUGCCAUCCAAUAUUCUGAGCAAUCCUUUUCAAAAUAUGGCAAUUCAAACCUUGAGUUAAUGUUACCUUUGUGUAAACAAAUAACUCAAGAUAAAAAUCCAAUAACUUGGGACUAUGGAAUUUUCCAUUUUUCCAAGCCUAAAUUUCUGAAAAUAUUUUUCAAAAAUACAAGACUUUUCUUUUGUCUUCUUAUCUUUGUUUACAUCAUCUUCAUCAUACUCAUUUUUGCAAUCUUUUGUAGAUAUAUUUUUGAUCCCGGAGGAACAUAA
Vigna angularis (adzuki bean) is the source of this 4719-nucleotide messenger RNA. RefSeq names its product stress response protein NST1-like. The coding region runs from base 3508 to 4719 and encodes 403 amino acids. The transcript has 2 exons. The record is from RefSeq and is a predicted model, not a curated record. NCBI's taxonomy places the organism in Eukaryota, Viridiplantae, Streptophyta, Magnoliopsida, Fabales, Fabaceae.